Messenger RNA from Odontomachus brunneus, 1029 nucleotides. Its product is annotated as chymotrypsin-1-like. Bases 108 to 869 code for a protein of 253 amino acids. Lineage: Eukaryota; Metazoa; Arthropoda; Insecta; Hymenoptera; Formicidae. Gene Ontology annotation, biological process: proteolysis. The transcript is spliced from 5 exons. The record is from RefSeq and is a predicted model, not a curated record. Gene Ontology annotation, molecular function: serine-type endopeptidase activity.
AAAGCCAGCUGUUAUUCAAGGUCAAGUCUAGAUGUUGGGUAUAAAAGAAAACUCUGGAUGGUUUAUCUAUCCAGUCUGCAAUUUGAUCUAGAUCUGGUUGCCGAAUUAUGACCAUCGAGAUGACGAAGUUAGCAAUUCUGCUAGUUGUUGUCGUUAUCGCUAAGGUAUACAGCGAUGAACCUGAACCUAUCGUGGGUGGCGACGUGGCAUCGCCUGGACAAUUUCCACAUCAAGUCUCCCUUCAGAGAAGCAAAAGCCAUAUAUGCGGAGGAACUCUUAUUAGCGAUAUACAUAUCCUCACUGCUGCUCAUUGUAUACCGUAUCAACAAAGUCAGAGGGAUCGCUUGACUGUUGUGACUGGAUCAAACAACGUACGAAUUGGUGGUCAACGACAUGAAAUCAAGUGCAUUCAAGUGCAUGAAGACUACAAUCCUCUCUCACGUAUAAUAAACAACGAUAUCGCUUUGAUCACUUUAAAAUCGCCGAUUAAGACCAGCAAAGUCCAAGCUCCAAUUCCUAUAGCGAGUAAAGAUUAUGCCGAUGGCAACCAUAAUGCUAUAGCAAGUGGAUGGGGAAAUCUCGGCUUACACGAAAACAUGCCGACAAUGCUUCAAUAUCUCGUAGUGAAGGUUUUGACACAUAAGGACUGCCAGACAGCACAUCCAAGCAAUUCUGUGAAUCAAAUAUGUACCUAUCGUGACUAUGGGCAAGGUCUUUGCCAUGGUGACAGCGGAGGUCCUCUCAUUUGUAACGAUCAACUUGUUGGUAUUGUCUCCUGGGGCAAACCCUGCGCUGUGGGUGAACCUGAUGUAUUCACUAAUGUUUAUACGUAUCGGGCCUGGAUUAAAGAACAUCAGAAGAAGUGCUGAUCAUUCUAAUAAUCACAGUUGACCGGCGAUCUAUAUUCCAAACAUUACCAAGAAUUUUCAGUUAAAGCGUGUGAAACACGUUGCUACUGUCAUUAAUACGUUCUAUAGAAGUGAUAUAAAGGCAUAAAAUAAACAAUAAAAAAAUAUAAUUAAAAAUAAA